Messenger RNA from Brachypodium distachyon (stiff brome), 450 nucleotides. RefSeq lists its product as uncharacterized. The transcript has a single exon. NCBI's taxonomy places the organism in Eukaryota, Viridiplantae, Streptophyta, Magnoliopsida, Poales, Poaceae. The coding region runs from base 1 to 450 and encodes 149 amino acids. The record is from RefSeq and is a predicted model, not a curated record.
AUGGCCAUCCAGCAUCUCCUCCUCGUCGUCUUCAUGGCUUCCAUCCUCCAUGCCACCUCCUCCGCAACAACCAACUCGACGCUGGCUGUCGCGACAGCAUACGACGCUCUAGUGCAAAAUAACUUGCCGCGAGGCCUCCUCCCGCAGGGUGUGCUGUCAUAUUCACUCAUCGAGGGGGCACUGGACGUGGCCCUCCCGUACGUGUGUGACGUGUCCAUCUCGGUCGCCGGCACGGAAUACAAGUUUCGUUACAGCAGAUCAGUCGGCGGGGCUAUCCAGUCCGAAUCCAUAACCCAGGUGUACGGCGUGAGGGUGCAAGUGGACCAGGCGUGGGUUGGGUUGAGCCAGGUUCAGCGUGCCGGUAAGCAUGUCGACCUCCAACUCGAGACGGCCAGGGUAUCACUCCCGGUCAGGUCCUUAGCCCGCAGCCCAGAGUGCACUCAAAUCUGA